This is a messenger RNA of Trichomonas vaginalis G3, 3012 nucleotides long. RefSeq names its product vacuolar protein sorting-associated protein 11-like protein family. Gene Ontology annotation, molecular function: protein-macromolecule adaptor activity. NCBI's taxonomy places the organism in Eukaryota, Parabasalia, Trichomonadida, Trichomonadidae. Gene Ontology annotation, biological process: organelle fusion; vesicle-mediated transport; vacuole organization. Gene Ontology annotation, cellular component: endosome; HOPS complex. Bases 1 to 3012 code for a protein of 1003 amino acids. The record is from RefSeq and is a predicted model, not a curated record. The transcript has a single exon.
AUGACUGAUCCGAAUUACCGUGAAUACCACUUAUAUGAUGUCAUCGACAAUCCAUAUCCCAAGCUUAUGGAUCUUGAUUUGUCGAAGUGUGACACUGGUUUCGGUGGAAAUUUUGGAUAUAUCAGACCUUCUGAAGGUGCUAUCAUUACAAAUCCAAAUUCAGACAAGUCAACGACACUAAAACGUCAAGAAAAUGAGCUUUUCCUAUCAAUUUACCUUGCAAAGAAGAAAGCUCUUGGAUUAGUUGCUGUGAAAUCAACUUCAUCACGUGAUAGUUUCUAUUUCAUACUAUUUGAAACAGGUGAUCCACAAAGGAAGGUUAUCCAUGUUCCAAAAGAGUUCUAUCCUCAAGAAUUAAUUCAAAAUCAGCCUUUUAUUCUAGCAAUCAACAAAGACCUUUCUAAAUUUGCCUACACGAUGGAAGGGCGUAAGAUCAUCAUAUUCCAAGAGCCGUAUACCUCAAAACCAAUAAAUGUUACUUUACAAGAUACAAUUACUAAUUUACUGUUCACUGUUGACUCCAACAACCCUCAAGUCCAUGCAUUCUUCGUUACCACAGCAAAAUCAAUCCGUUAUUACGACUGGGCUGACGAAUUUAACGAAGAACCAGUAAAUCGUUCUACAAUGCAAAAUGUAGACAUCGGGCCAGGCAUGGUUACACUUAAGGAAGACGGCAUCUUACUUACGUGCACGCAAAACAAAAUUUCCUUUUAUGAUAAAUAUGGACAACUUACAGAGUCCGGCCAUUCAAAUAAUACGCAGCAGACGGCCGCAACAGAGAAGAGGAAACGUUCCAAGCAGGUUAAAACCACGAACGGCAACCUUUCUACGAUGGUAAACAAAUUAAACAAACAAGUGCUAGGAAAUCCACUUGAAUACACUCUCAAUGCAGAGCCAAACCAAAUCCAUUGGAUAGGAAACGCUCUUCUCUGCAUUUUCAACAAAUCCCACGAUUCUGCCAUCAGAAUCUACAAUUUCCAGCCUCCCUGCAUAUUCGGAAAGGCGGCAAAUGGUGAUACAGUGCGUUAUGUCUUCCAUGAAUGGAAUUCCGUCAUUCUUGUCCGUUCAAAUAAUGUUAUCACAAGAAUGGUCGAAGUAGACAUGAACGAUAAGAUCACUACAAUUAUUCAGAAUGAGCAGUUCGAUGUAGCUCUGUCGAUUGCGGCCACUCACAAGAUGGGCCAAGAAUAUAUCUCAAUGAUUCAUGCGAAAAGAGCUGAUUCCUACUACGCCAAACAUAAGUUUGAUAAGUCAAUUGACGAAUACAUCCAAACAAUUGGCUUUUUGGAGCCUUCUGCUGUAAUUACGAAAUUUAUUGACCCCCAGUACGCAGAAUACCUUGUUAGAUACCUCGAAGGGCUUCAGGCGAACAGGCUUGCCAACAAGCAGCACACAACUCUCCUGUUCAACUGUUACACGAAGCUAAGAAAAGAUGAUAAAAUCCAAAAGUACAUAGAAAACUCCCAGAAGCAGAUGCAACCUAACUACGAUGUAGCAACAGCUGUCGAAGUCCUUAAUUUGAGUGCUUACAGGAAGGAAGCCCUUGAAAUUGCGAAAAAUUACGGUUUGCACAUGGAAUACUGCGGAAUGUUGGCCGAAGACCAUGAAUACAAACUCAUUUUCCAGCACAUGACGACCAUCAACGCUUCCGAAGUCAUGAGCAUCAUCAAAAGAUACGGAACAGACAUGGUCGACAGUUUUAAGGACAAAAGUGACAUGAAAAAAUUUACAGAAUUUUUAGCUGAUUGCUGCUGUUACGGCUGUCCGACAAAUCCACCUCCCAACAUUGAAAUCAAGAAGGAAUUCGUUGAUCCAGAGGAAGUAAUGCGUGUUUUCUUCUUGAAACCACAUAUUUUAGUAAAUUUUGUCGAAAAACUCAUCGAAAGCAAUCCGUCGAUCUGUACAAAAGAUGUAUGGAAUGUCGCAAUGAUGAGCGUUAUCUUUAAAGACAAAGAUCAAGAAAGAAACGCAAUUUUCGACAAAUAUUUCAAUUUACAACAGAACGAUCAAAAAUAUGACAAUGAAACAUUGAUGUUGUUCUUCAAAUCAGAGGACUACAAAUACGGUUUGCAGAGAAUUUACAUGAAAGAAGAUGUGAAGUUCUAUGAAGAAUACAUCAAACUGUUGAGAUACGAACAGAUUCCUAAAUUGUUCGCUGAAUCAUACCCAAUUCCCAUUUGGAGACAAACAAAAGCUCUCUGGAGAUACGCUUUACAAUAUUUGGUUGAAGCGCGUGUCAAAUCUUCAAAAAGUGACAUUGAAUUGUUAACAACUACGAUAGAAGAAAUGAUAAUUAAUAUUGUAUUAGCGAGGAAACAAGCAGAGACAAGAGUAUCUGAAUUGUAUUAUGAUACAAUAGAUAUUGACUUAAAAGUCGAACAAGAAGAAGAUGAAAACCAAACACAAGAAAAAUUGAAGAUGAAAAUAAAUAAAAACCAAAAAAAAAUUUACAGAGAAAUGGAAGAUGUUAAUGGACCAAUAGAUUUCCUUGAUCUUCUCGAGAUAAUUGGUAAAGACAGGAAACUUAAAAUGUAUAUAAUUAAAUCAAUCGCAAGAGCUGAAUUCAAAGCAAAACAAACAAGAAUUCAAAAAAUGGAGAAAAUUUUGAUGCAAACUGAAUAUGAAUUAGUUGAUGAAGACACACAACAACUAAAACUGACAACACAACAUUACAAAGCUAAUCAAACAAGAUGCAGAAAAUGUAAUGGGGUGAUUGAUCUCCCUGCAAAACACUUCCUUUGUGGACAUUCUUAUCAUAUCGAAUGUCUUGGCGAAAAUACAAAUAUGUGCUGCGAAUGCCAGGAACACCAGAAGAAUAUAAUACAAAGAAAAUUGGACUCUUUAAAGAGAAGUGUUGAAAAUUACUCAAAUCCUUUGAGAAUUAUCAAUAAAAGUGGUGUAGAUCCAAUGUUCGCAAUGUCUGCAAUGUUGCAAAGCGAUGUCAUGUCUAAUGAUGCUUUGGAUCAGAUACAAGACGUCGAAAAAGUUCUCGCUGAGUAUUCUAAGGUGUAA